GGAGAGAGAGGAGAGAGAGGAGAGAGAGCGAGAGAGCACUGCUGCUGCUGCUGGUUUUUUUACACUCACAGUGUAGAGCUUGGUGCUUGCUGGCCUCCCUCCGCCUAAGAAAAGUGGGUUAUGAAAGGAGCUCCUCUCAGAGACUGUAUAGCCCUUCACUGAAAUAGGAGCAUUCAGCAGCAGAAAGAAAAAGGGAAAAGAAACAACAGCAACAACAAAUCAAUAUCUUCUCUUUUUUAAGGCUUUCCUUCACCUUUGCAAGUGGUUUAUUUUUUCAAUAAGCUUUUUUAAAAAAAGAAAUUGUAUUUUUGUUCAUUUAACUUUUUUUGUUUGCUCUGGUUUUAUGAGGGGCUCGUUAAGACUUAGGGGGAAAAGAAAAGAGGUGCAAGAGAGAGGAGGGGAGAGAAGAAAAGUGGAAAGGAUUAGAAGCUGGAAAAGCCCCGUCUGCUCUCACUCCUCGCUGGCUGUUGAUGAACGCUCUGUAUUUGUAAAUUGCUCUUCCUGUCCGACCUGCACACCCCGAGAGUGCCCAUCUUCCUAUAUAUACCCUGAAAGUCAGCUUGGCCACCAUGGUCGGAAGAGUUCAUCCCGAUCGGAAACAGUUGCCGCUGGUCCUACUGAGAUUGCUCUGCCUUCUCCCCACAGGACUGCCUGUUCGCGGCGUGGAUUUUACCCGAGGCACUGACAACAUCACCGUGAGGCAGGGGGACACGGCCAUCCUCAGGUGUUAUGUAGAAGACAAAAGCUCCAAGGUGGCCUGGUUAAACCGAUCUGGAAUCAUUUUUGCUGGACAUGACAAGUGGUCUCUGGAUCCCCGGGUUGAACUGGAGAAACGGACUGCACUGGAAUACAGUCUCCGCAUCCAGAAAGUGGAUGUCUAUGAUGAGGGCUCCUAUACAUGCUCAGUUCAGACACAGCACCAGCCCAAGACCUCCCAGGUUUACUUGAUCGUCCAAGUUCCACCAAAGAUCUCCAACAUCUCCUCAGAUGUCACUGUGAAUGAGGGAAGCAACGUGACCCUGGUCUGCAUGGCAAAUGGUCGUCCUGAGCCGGUCAUCACCUGGAGGCACCUCACACCAACUGGAAGAGAAUUUGAAGGAGAAGAAGAAUACCUGGAGAUCCUUGGAAUCACAAGGGAGCAAUCAGGCAAAUAUGAGUGCAAAGCUGCCAAUGAGGUUUCCUCAGCAGAUGUCAAACAAGUCAAGGUCACUGUGAACUAUCCUCCUACUAUCACGGAGUCCAAGAACAAUGAAGCUACCACAGGGCGACAAGCUUCUCUCAAAUGUGAGGCCUCCGCAGUGCCUGCACCCGACUUUGAGUGGUACAGAGAUGACACCAGGAUAAACAGUGCUAACGGCCUUGAGAUUAAGAGCAUUGAAGGCCAGUCCCUCCUGUUGGUCACCAACGUCACUGAGGAACACUAUGGUAACUACACCUGUGUGGCUGCCAACAAGCUGGGCGUCACAAAUGCCAGCCUAAUCCUUUACAAGCGAGUUUUACCCACAAUCCCCAACCCUAAUCAAGAAAUUGGUACCACCGUGCACUUCAAGCAAAAAGGACCUGGGUCAGCGAGAGGAAUAAAUGGAUCAAUCAGCCUGGCCGUACCACUGUGGUUGCUGGCAGCGUCCCUGUUCUGCCUACUCAGCAAAUGUUAAUAGAAUAAAAAUUUACAAACAAAAAACAACAACACACAAAAAUUGCAUCAUACAGGAGACAGAGAGAGAGAGAGAAAGAGAGAGAGAGCAAGGGGGAGGACCGUUUCUUUUACAACUUUGUGUGUUCAGAAGUGAAGGGGAAAAAUUAUAACAACAAAGUAUAACUUUUUUUUCAAAAGUCAAAUUCAUUAGGUAAAAAUUUGAAAACAACUUGGUGGGAAAAUGCCACUGUGCAUGUAUGUAUGUGUGUGUGUUUGGGUGGGUGUGUGUAUGUAUACGAACAAUUGGUUGCUGUGUAAAGACCACAUCAUGCUGAGGACAUUCAGGUGUUCUUUAGAUAGGAAAGAAAGAAAGAAAAGGAAAGAAAAAGAAAAAGAAUACUAGAUAAUUGUUUUCUCCCUUUUUUCUUCCUUUCUUCAUCCUUUUCAUCUGUGAAAAGUCAAGUCUUACCUUUGGUGUUUAUAUAAAAAUUUUUUUUUUCCAGUUGGUCAUUUUGAACUGACUCAGCCAAUUCAGACUAUCAAAAUAAUCCAUACUGGUGUCUUGUGAAUAGCCUCUCAUUGGCAUGCCCCACCCUCUCUCUAAUUUUAUUCCCUUUUCCUAAAUCAUCCAUUCUCCUUCUCCCUGACUUUAUAAUCCUUGGUACGAUCCCCUUGAUCUUGCGUAUUUUCCUCUCCUUCCCUGCUGCCACCACCUUGAGCUCGUCAUGCCGCUGAUGCUAGGAAACGACAUUUUAAUAUUAAUUUUCUUCACUUUGUGUGUGAGUGUGCUCAGGUCUCUCUCUCAUGUGGAUGUAUAUGUGUGUGCGUGUGUCUCUCUCUCUAAAGCAUGCCAAGGGAAUGGUCCAUAUGUACAUAGAUUCAUCGUGCUGUGGAUAAUUGUCCUGCAUUGUAAUUGUGAAAUGCGGUUUUGACAUGUUGCUCAGAAAGAUGGUGGGGAAGGUGGUAGUAGAUCCUUGGGUCUGAAGCUCCAGUGGCAGCCUCACUGGAGUUUGCCUUGAAUUUCACUUGUUAAGAUAGCAUGGAAGAGCCCACCUCGCAACACCUUUCUCCACUCCACUCCACUCUUCCACCCCCAUCCCAAAUCUAACCAAAAGGCAUUAGAUUAGUGGCUGUCACAUGACAUCAGUGUGAAUUCAAACAGGAAGAGAAGCUGGGUUCCCUCCAGGGGCAGGGCUCUGAGCUUCCUUUUAUACCCAUCAUCAGAACCCAGAAUAUCACUGUUAUUGAAAGUGCCUACUACCGAUGGGGUGGGGGACCGGGAAGAGUUAAUCGGUCACGUAGGCUGAGCUACCUAGGAGGGGAAGAUUUCUGACUUAGCUCUUGCUUCAUAGGUCUGAGAAAACUCAAACAUUUCGGGACAUUUUACUGAAUGUGCCCUGUCCUCCCUCCGUAGUGGGUAUGGUGUGUACAGAACAUAUGGAGAAGCAGGGAAGUCACCAAGUGCUAAUUCAUAAGUGUAGAAUUAUGAGCCCUAUGAUCAUCUAAACUUCCCUCCUUUUGCCCCUCCCCAUUGGUCAAAUAACAUUAUGGAUCCCCCACCCAGCCACCCCUGACCAAUUCCCUUGGAUUAAACAUGUGAAUAAUGAUUGGUUCAUAAUGUGGAUCAAAUGAAGUGUGAUUAAGUGGAGCAGGAAUCAUUGGCAGCCACAAAGGAAUCAAGGAACUUGUAAAUACUGAAGCCCCAUGACCCAUAUUCCAAACACAGAGGCUGGAGCCCCUGUAUGAAGCAUAGGACAGAAAGACAAAAAAAAAAAAAAGUUUCCUUCCAUAUGCCUCUACAAAUCUGGUGACUGGUAUAAUUUAAUAACACAUAUAAUUCAACUGCCUAAUAAUUCCUCUUUGGUUCUUUUGGAGCUUUUGGCAAUUCCAUCAAUUCAUAGUUACCUAAAGAUAAUUUUUUCACUGGGCUCCAGGACAAUAAUCUUGCUGCUAGCUUGUUUUCUGUGAUGGAUGCUGUGGGGCAUGAUCUUCCUCAAAAUCUAAAGAUUUACUCUCAUGUUUUCCAUGGAAAACUGUGAAAGGACGACAAACUGGGAAAUUUAGCUUAGGCAUAGAAGAUAGAUUUGAACUAUUUUCUGAGCAAAAAAAAAAAAAAAAAGAAGAAGAAGUUGGGUGAUCAGAAUGAUGUCCCUGAGGAGGUAGAGCAAUAGUAUUAAUAAAGUUGCAAUGAUUAGUAAAGAAACAAAUAAUGGUUCUUUAACAAUAAUAUCAAUAGAAAGCAAGCCAGUUAAAUGUAUUGAAAAAGCCUAGAACUGAUUGUGUUCCAGAAUUGUUUAAAAGAACAGACUGCUAUCCUUUAAAUCAAUUUUGAUUGCUUUGGAGUAGGACCAAAUCUCUACUAACAAUUAGAGAGAGAAAACUAAAAACAAAACAAAACAAAACUUCAUUCUUUUUUAGAAAAGUCUCUCACUGUAAUCCAUAACAUAUUAGAAAAGCCAUGGUAGAAAUUUUUCCUCUUGAUAGAUUUUACAGAUAGAAAGUUUUUUUAAAAGACAUUUUUUUUCUGUGUAGGUGCAAAGAAAUCUCUUUCAAUUAUAGCAAGUUAUUUUACAGUGUGUACUCAGGCAAGCAGUCAUCAUCAUCAUGUUGAACUCUUCAUUAACUACCCUUCCUAAAUAUUUCUUUUGGAGAUAGUAAAUUGGAUAGAGAAAGAACAAAGUAGAUAACACAUCCCUUACAUCCCCAAGCAUUAGUAUUUAAGAGUCAAAACUUUUUUUAAAAAUCAAGGGAGUGAAAAAGUAAUGGAUUAAUUCCUUGAGAAUAGAUUAGAAAUCAAAAAGUUCUGAAUUAUGGGCAACUAAAUCAAAUUGCUUAACAAAAAGUUGUCAUCUAUAACAGUAAAGUUAUAAUGCUAAAUCAUAGUGGAAGGUCAUAAUGGUGAGGAAGAUCUUGCAAAUUACUUCUUUUUACAGAAGAAAACAAAAACAAAAACUCAGCUGCUAACUUCCUUCAGGGAACUGUUAUUCACUGUGCUCAACUUUAGCCAUUCAUGAUUAGGAAUGUUUGGAAAUUUAGACUGGUGAACCAUGGAUUGGCUUUGUUCUAAGUCCUAAUAGUCCUGGAGAAUUUUUGUUCAAUCUAACUGAGAUAUGAUGAAAUGAUGCUAAGUAGUUCACAAUACAAUAUAAUGCAAUGCAAUAUAAUACAAUAUGAUACAUUAGGUGUAAGACAACAAAACCUUUUUUUUUUUUUUCCUUUGGGUGAAUUGCCUGCUUAAUGCCUGUUUAAAUUUUAGGUACUCUCACUAGCCUUUUUUCUGGAGUCUACAUACUUUAUUCCUUCAGCACUGAAACACAGAAUUGGAAAUGGGGUACUAAAUAGCCAUCAUUACAAAUGCUCUCUUCCAUUUCUUUUAUUCUUUAAAAAAUAAUAUGCACAUGUACUUAAAAACAUUUUACACUUUCAUCACAGAAAAAAAAAGAAGUGGGCAUGAGGCAGAGAUACAAUGUGACUGUAGGCAAGAGAUGGUAGGGAUUUGCUGAUAUCAUCAAGGUACAAAAUAAUUAAUCAAAUGAUUGAUCUAAUCUGAGAAAAAACCCAAUUUAACCCAAAUCCCAAUCAAUUUGAUGAUAAAUUUGUUCUUUCUUCAAAGUGAGUCAAAAUUAAUUGGAAAAUCUCUUGCCUAGGUAUUUAAAAUCUUUGAGGAAAAAAAUCUUAAUACAUUCAUCAGAAAUCACUCCUGAGUUGACAUCCCCAAAAGAAUGAAUAAAUUGAUUCAAAUAUGAAUACCCCUCACCCUAUCCUUGUCCAAGAGAGUAGGCCUAAGUCAAUAUUCCACCUAGACAUAAGCUGGAAUUGCCAUUAGUAAUAGCAUGCCUUCAAAUAGAAUGACACACAUAUUCUCAGUGCCUGAUACAGAUCAUUAUGAUAAAUUUCUCUUUUCUGGAAGGAUCUGAAUAUUUUAAAUUUUCUUUCUGAUUUUGAUUUUUUUCUUAUCCACAUAUGAAGUAUAAACUAGAAGUUUCAUUCUCUUCCUUUCUCCUUUCCCCUUCCCUACUGAGAUCUUUUCCAACUCCUUUGUUGCUCAGGCAUAGAAAGAAACAAAUUAAAAUUCAAUAGAGGUAUUGAAGAAUUUGAGGAUUUGUCAGCAAAGUAGAGGAGCCAGGAAAUAGGGAAUCUUAGCAAAGGACCACUUACUAUUUGGCUCAUCACUUUGUCACUUCAGGAAUCAAGUCCAUUAGCAAAUGAAGCAUAAAACAGUACAUGGGAAAGAACCAACUAGAUGGAAAUAAUAUGCUGAAGGGAAAGAAAUUCAUCAAUUAAUCUGACUGGCUAGUAUAUUUAAUGUCAGGAGAAGGGCCCUUUGUAUACAAAAUGAAACUCAACCAUCCAUAAAACUGAAUCUUCACUCCCCAAAGAUACUUCCUUUAACUUCUAGUUGACAAGAGCAGUAAUGAUUUUGGCCGAGGGUAUUUCCUGAGGAAUGAGAGUGAUCUGAGUUCUUAUAACUUCAGACAACAUUAUCAUUUCCUCCCUCCAAAUUGUUUAUCUUGCAAUUUUUCUCUUAGGUCAUUCUAAUUGUUCCUUGUUAUAACUGAGGUAUGUGUAGGUCCAUAAAAAGCUUUACAAAUUCCAAUGAUGCAGGGUGAGAUUUCCUAAAUUAUAACCAAAAUCAGCUUAUUGACAUAAGUUUGUGGUUUCAUUAUCAUCUGUGAAGCCAUGCAAUCUCUUUUCUUGACAUGGACUUCUUUACAAAGAUUGACAGCUGUGGAUAUUCAAAGGGACUUUAUUUUUCUAUUGCAUUUCUCUUUUUGCCUUUCGUGGUUUUCUUGGAGACUAGAAAGAAACACUGUUUCUUCCCCAAAUUGGCUUCUUUUUGCACAAAUAAACUGGAUUCAUUAUAUGGAAUUGCUUCUGGUGCUGGAACUAUACCCAUUUGCUUGUUAAUUAAUUACUCCAGAGGUAGAGCUAGAUCCCAGUUUCAGGCAUUUUUCUAGUGGCCAAUCUAUUAAAAAUUCUUGAAUUUGGAUCAUUUUCACUGAGGCUAACCAUGACCUAAUUCCUUUCUUCAACUCCCAUGGCUUUUCAGCUUGGAUUUGAUGGUUGAUUCCCAGUGGGCCACCAAUUUCAGAAGCAUGUAGAUAUAAGGAGGUGUUAAAAUAUCCACUUGUGACAUUAUAGGAUUAUAGAGUCUUAGGUUUGAAUGAUGUAAAUCAAUUUCCUUAUACAUAUUUCCAUAGCAACCCGAAUGUAGUUUAAUAUGGCCUCUUAUUGUCUUAGAAAUUUCAAACUAUUUUCAAAGAUCAAGGACAAGGUUAUAAUUUUCUCAGUUGCAAAUUCUAUAUCAUAGUAUUAUAAUGUCAAUGUGUACAAAAUGAAGUUUGUAAUUCUUUUUUAUGAUAUUAGUAAAGCUGUAAACUAAACUCCAAUUUUAUAUACAGAUUGGGCACACACAUGCUAAACAUUGAAGAUUAAGGGUACAUUUGUUUUACCCAGUAAUAUACAUAAAUUCUUUCUUAGAAAGUCAAGCGAUGUUAACAUUACAUUAACAAAAAUGUUUAUGUAUGUAGUUGAAAAAUUGUUUUAAACUCUUGAUUUCUUUCUUCCACAUUUACAUACGAUAUGCUGAUUAAUAAAUUAGUCCCCAAUCAUGUGUAAAUCAAAGUAAAUCACUAGUUUAUGUACAUAAAGUAAACUAUGUAAACUUUUUUUUUUCUACCACACUCAGGCCCAGGUAAUACUUUAAGUAUAUUUUAAAAAACAGUGCUAAAUAGUACCAAACCAUUUGAAAUUGUCAAAGGAAAGACUAAAUCUCUCAAUGGAUUAAAUUCCCUCAGUAGGAGAAAGCUUUGCUUUAUUCAUACAAAGCUUAAUCCUAUUGAUCUUUUCAAAGACGCUAGAUACAGCCCAGCCAUCAUAACCUACAAGUGCAGGGCCACUCUUAAGAGACAUAAUAGUGUCAUGGAAAGAGCAGUGGCCCAGGCUUUGACACUAUUACCUCAGCCAUGUCAGCUUCCCUCUGUGUACCUCAGUAUUCUCAUCAGCAAAAUUAGUGAGUUAAACUAGGUGAUUUAUAAGUACUCUUCUAGCUCUAACAUUCUCUGAGCCUACACAUUCAGACUAGAAAUUGCAAAUUUCAGUUAUUUGCAACAUCAUAUAAUAUCAGAGCUUUCUGACUUCCCUCAAAAAGAAAGAAAGAUUGAGAAAGAAUCUUAUACUUUUCCCUGCUGUGUUUCUGCUUUAUCUGUUGUGAAAGUUUCCAUCUUAUUUCAGUAUUCUAGACAUUUUAAUUAAAUGGACUAUUGGAAAUAUCUUGAUUAAGUUAAAAAAAAAAUUUGCUUCUGUUUCCAUCCAUUCACUCAACAACCCUUAGAAUUAUUUCAAUAGGGGAAAAGAAGAAACAUGUUCUUUCAAGUUUCCAAGUAAUCAUGAAGGAAAAGGCUGAUCCUCCACAUAAGAGAUCUAUGUUCUGGUUGCCAAAGAAGAAAUAAAAUACAAUCCUUGAAAAGGUCUUAUUCUUUAAUCUCGGGAAGUAGCAACUUUCAAUUGGCUUAGUAAACUGUUCCCACCAUUCUGCUUUCAAAUCCCAUUUCUGAAUCUUUGUCCUUUUGGCAAAGACACUAUUGGAUUGCAUAAAGCACCUGAUUUCUUUGCUAAAGUAGAUGCAAACAUUGACAACAACCUAAAUAAUUGGCACACAAAAAGCUCAUCAAAGGCAAGACCUGAAAAAUAGUCUAGGCUUAUUAUUAGCACUAUUGUAUUUUUUUUUUUUAAAUCAAGUCUAUACAAUGGCCUAGAGUUGUCUUGGUUAUAUCAGUAAUUAGCAGUGUGAUCUUGGUCAAAUUAUUUCAAUUCUGUGGGCCUCAAUUUCCUUACCUGCAAAAUGAGGUAGUUAGAUUAAAUUAUCUUGAAGGUUAUGAUACUUGUGAUUGCAUGAUUAUAAACUGGAUGUGCACUGUGUAUAGCACUGUGUUUAGCUACUUAUUUUAAAUAGCAGUAUUUCCUUUUUCAUCUGAAUCUUCCCAUAUCCUUUAAAAGCAUUGACAGACUUCCUCCCAAAUAGCAGUGAGGAAAACUAAAACUUCUAAUAAAAAUUUUCACAUGGUUUAUGAUUUGAUCAUCUGGUCAUAUUUGGCCAUAUCAUUUGGUAGCAUGUUGAGGAUGUUACCUAUCUGGGGUAUUUAACUAAGGGCACCGAAGUGUUUUGGCUAUCAUAUAUUUUUUUAAUGUAUCAAACCUAGCUGUUAUACUGUUUAGUUAACCUAGAAUGAAAGGAAAAGAUCUUAUCUGUUUCCCCCAUUAUGUGCUACCCCACAAAUAGUAGUCUUAUAACUUUAGUAUUCCAUAUAUUUUAAAUAAGCAAGUGCUCAAAUUUAGAAAAUAAACUGCAAGUGUUUCUUUCUAAUCUGAAGAAGUUCAAGUUCCCCAUUAAAAAUUCAGGAAAUGUUUGAUACUAAAAAUAGAUAUCUUCCUAGAGAUGAUAGUUAUAAAAUUCAAGUCCCAAACAGGUGCAGGUGAUCCUGUAUUAUUAAAAAAAAAAAAAUGAAAGAAAGAGAACAUUUAUUAGAAUGUUGUUGUCCAACACUUUUCCCUGUAUCUCAAGCUUCUUAACAAACCAUUCCAAGAUAUUAGGGACUCCAAGCCCUGAAAAACAACCAAAUGGCAGAAAAAAGAAAAACAAAUUCUCAGCCCACACUUCUAAACUGUUUCUAGAAGUGUCUAGCAAAACUGCAUAGAUAUUAUUCCAAAUGUUCAGGCAAAAGAUUAAGGUGUCAAGAAAAAUCAUUGAGUAGACACUAGAGCUGAUGGUAAUGACAAUGAGAUUGUGAUAUAUCUUUGAGGGAUUUAGGGAAUGGCCAAAAUCAACUGUGUGAAAAGCCAACUUCUUUGAUUUUAAAUAGAAUGUUAAGGAAAGUGCAAAGGAAAGAGGGGCUUCUAGGUGUAGGGAGAAAGGUUUCUUAAUAUCUUGGUUAAAUUAGAUAUUGCAUUCAGUCCCCUGGCUGUGUCUUUUAGGAAGCUAAGCAUAACGUUGCUAUAUAGACCCAAGGGUUAAUGUCCCACAGCAUCCCAAGAGACUAAGCUUAACCUUUCCCUAGCUUGUCUUCCUAUGCAUUGCCAGAACUAGCCAAUGGAAUCUUAGUCACCUAUAUGCUGAAUAGUGGUCUGUAUCUAUAUCUUUCUAUAUGUCAAUAUCACUUUAUAUAGAUAUAGAUAAGCAAGUCCUUAGAAUACUUAUAAAAUUAUUUUGUAAAUGAGAGAACUACCAGUCCAACUGGGAAUAUUUGCAUUCCCUGUGAUUAUUUCAGAUGUUCUUCCCAUUCUGAUCAUUUCUACCCUCAACCUUUAUUCAUCUACAGACAGACACAAGCAGAAAUGUUCUAAUCUGCAUCUAGAAAAUGAAGAAAAUACUUCUACUAGCUUCAUAGUUCAGACCAUCUAAUACCAGUUUCCUGGGGCCAUUCCUGAUUCCACCACCAAUAAGUCUUUACCCUUCACCAGAGAAUGUAAAAGGCUGAGUAAUCUGGUGAAUUGUUGCCAAGUUUCAUUCCCUAAGUGUUUACUGGGGGGGGGAUUCCAACAGGGAGGAGAUGAUGUGGAGAAUGGAGUGCUGAAACAAAGCCUCCUCUUCUCCCUUCCCCCUUCUCAUUGCUCUAUGGAAGGGUUUACAAAUCCUGCUAUUGGUUAGAAUUCUUAUUAACAGUGUUAUAUACAUAUAAAUAUAUAUAUAUAUAAAUAUAUUCCUUUUUUUCAACCCUGUAGCCAUGAACUGAACUUCCCUUGACAAUACAAACACAUGAUCAUUUUUUGGUUUGGGACUUUUAUUGUUUGAAGUUUCUUCUUCUUUCUUUUUUUAAAAAUUAAUUUGGUGGGUAUUUUUUCUCCCAUAUACUAGCUCUAUGGAGAAAAACAAAAGCGCAAUGUGUGUAAAAAUUAAAAUUAAAACAAGCUUUUUUCUUUUUCUUUUUAAUGUAUUUAAAUUCUGUUUCUCUCUUCUGUUACUUUACAUGUAUGAAUGCUCUGCUCUUCUGUGAUCUUAAAACAAAAUGAAAUAAACGUGAAAAGGAGAUGUGU
Messenger RNA from Antechinus flavipes (yellow-footed antechinus), 10669 nucleotides. It is a transcript of the gene LSAMP, whose product is annotated as limbic system associated membrane protein. NCBI's taxonomy places the organism in Eukaryota, Metazoa, Chordata, Mammalia, Dasyuromorphia, Dasyuridae. Gene Ontology annotation, cellular component: neuron projection. Bases 570 to 1655 code for a protein of 361 amino acids. The record is from RefSeq and is a predicted model, not a curated record. The transcript is spliced from 9 exons.